AUGGCAGCACGAACUGGAGAAGUCCGCGCCGGCUUCGUUGUCACUUUGGAACAGGAGGCGAAGGAGGAUGGGCAGCCAACUGUCUUCAAAGCCACACAGAUCCCAUCCGUCAAUUCACUGCCUAUAGCUCCUCCUGUCAAUGCCCACGAUAUUCAUGAUAUUGAUUUCUCCUUCGGGCCAAUAAUCGGCUAUAUUAAUACCAGCACUUUGGAGGUAGGUGUCCGGGUUGAGGUAUUCGGUGCACAUAUCCUCAACCUUUACGGCAACCUCAAAGACGGCGUUGUUGGAAAGAUUAAUCUCUUCCUCGCGAAAGGAGAGAUACGACUCUAUUUAAAGAAUAGAAAUGAAGUCUGGCUUCAUUAUGAUGUUAGUGUGAAGUUUGAUGGUCAUUUCAAAGAUGACAUCAAACUUCUGACCAUCUAA
Molecule: messenger RNA, 423 nt
Organism: Aspergillus alliaceus
Lineage: Eukaryota; Fungi; Ascomycota; Eurotiomycetes; Eurotiales; Aspergillaceae
Exons: 4
Coding region: 1-423 (140 amino acids)
Source: RefSeq, a predicted model, not a curated record